Molecule: messenger RNA, 2099 nt
Organism: Pelobates cultripes (western spadefoot toad)
Lineage: Eukaryota; Metazoa; Chordata; Amphibia; Anura; Pelobatidae
Source: the annotation of a GenBank genome assembly
CCUCACCUCUCCAGUCAGCAGGUAGAUGAUCUCCAUAAUGACAUUACCCAGAAUCCCUCACCUCUCCAGUCAGCAGGUAGAUGAUCUCCAUACUGACAUUACCCAGAAUCCCUCACCUCUCCAGUCAGCAGGUAGAUGAUCUCCAUAAUGACAUUACCCAGAAUCCCUCACCUCUCCAGUCAGCAGGUAGAUGAUCUCCAUGGUGACAUUACCCAGAAUCCCUCACCUCUCCAGUCAGCAGGUAGAUGAUCUCCAUAAUGACAUUACCCAGAAUCCCUCACCUCUCCAGUCAGCAGGCAGAUGAUCUCCAUGGUGAGAUCCAUGAUCUCUGUCACUUGAUACCGUUCCCCUUUCAUUUUCACUAGGCCAGGAACAAGCUCUGAGGACAAGCUCUAAAGGUUCAUGAACCUAAAUGACUUUAAGAAAAUUUAAAAUGUGUUAAAUCCAGCUAAAAAACAGAAAUUGAGAGUUAGCCAGACUAAUACUGCUAGUAAUGAUAUAGAGUACAUGUUAAUAAGAACUUAGCUGAACUUUGAGCUGCGGCACAAAGUGGUAAUAUAUGUCACACAAAAUAGUACAAACAUUUCGGGCACACCAUCCCUCUAUCAACGAACAAUAUGCAGGAUGUAUAGCUUGUACAAUCCUAGCUCCCAUUUAUAACACAGAGAUAAUACUAUAUACAGUCCCAGCUCCCAUUUAUAACACCGAGAUAAUCCUAUAUACAGUCCCAGCUCCCAUUUAUAACACCGAGAUAAUCCUAUAUACAGUCCCAGCUCCCACUUAUAACACAGAGAUAAUCCUAUAUACAGUCCCAGCUCCCAUUUAUAACACCGAGAUAAUCCUAUAUACAGACCCAGCUCCCAUUUAUAACACAGAGAUAAUCCUAUAUACAGACCCAGCUCCCAUUUAUAACAGCGAGAUAAUCCUAUAUACAGUCCCAGCUCCCAUUUAUAACACAGAGAUAAUCCUAUAUACAGUCCCAGCUCCCAUUUAUAACACAGAGAUAAUCCUAUAUACAGUCCCAGCUCCCAUUUAUAACACCGAGAUAAUCCUAUAUACAGUCCCAGCUCCCAUUUAUAACACCGAGAUAAUCCUAUAUACAGUCCCAGCUCCCAUUUAUAACACCGAGAUAAUCCUAUAUACAGUCCCAGCUCCCAUUUAUAACAGAGAUAAUCCUAUAUACAGUCCCAGCUCCCAUUUAUAACACCGAGAUAACAUCGAGAUAAUCCUAUAUACAGACCAAGCUCCCAUUUAUAACACAGAGAUAAUCCUAUAUACAGUCCCAGCUCCCAUUUAUAACACUGAGAUAAUCCUAUAUACAGUCCCAGCUCCCAUUUAUAACAUAGAGAUAAUCCUAUAUACAGACCCAGCUCCCAUUUAUAACAGCGAGAUAAUCCUAUAUACAGUCCCAGCUCCCAUUUAUAACACCGAGAUAAUCCUAUAUACAGACCCAGCUCCCAUUUAUAACACCGAGAUAAUCCUAUAUACAGUCCCAGCUCCCAUUUAUAACACCGAGAUAAUCCUAUAUACAGACCCAGCUCCCAUUUAUAACACCGAGAUAAUCCUAUAUACAGUCCCAGCUCCCACUUAUAACACAGAGAUAAUCCUAUAUACAGACCCAGCUCCCAUUUAUAACAGCGAGAUAAUCCUAUAUACAGUCCCAGCUCCCAUUUAUAACACAGAGAUAAUCCUAUAUACAGUCCCAGCUCCCACUUAUAACACAGAGAUAAUCCUAUAUACAGUCCCAGCUCCCAUUUAUAACACAGAGAUAAUCCUAUAUACAGUCCCAGCUCCCACUUAUAACACAGAGAUAAUCCUAUAUACAGUCCCAGCUCCCAUUUAUAACAGCGAGAUAAUACUAUAUACAGUCCCAGCUCCCAUUUAUAACAGAGAGAUAAUUCAGAUAUAAUCUUAUAUACAGUCCCAGCUGCCACUUAUAACACAGAAUAUAUAAAUAUAAUUAAUAUAAAAUGCUAUAUACAGAUAUAAUAAUAAAUCAUAACAGCAAAGUAUUUAACUAGGAAAGGCACAUUCAGAUUACUCUGGUUUUGAAGUACAUCCUGGGGAUGUUACCUUAGCUCAACAUCCAGGAGUUGUUA